GGCUGCAGCGGCGGCGGCGGCCGGGCCCGGCGGCAGGUCGCCCCGGUGCCGCUGAGCCAUGCGGGAUCGCCCGGCCCCCUCCCGUCCAGAGCCAUGAGCGGCUGCCGCUACAAUGGGGGGGUGGCACGGCCCCGGGGCCCCCUGAGCGCCUCUACCCACACCCUGCACCCGCUGGAGGGUGAAACUCAGCCGCUGCGGCCCCGACGGUCCCCUGGCCUCGAGGUGGUGGUGUCACGGCCGGAGCAGCCUGGGGGUCCGGAUCCCAGCCAGGCUGUGGGGCAGGAUGAGGCCGAGGAGAGGGGCCGAGGAGCCAGGAGGAACCAGAACAUCGGGUACAAGCUGGGGCACCGGCGAGCGCUGUUUGAGAAGAGGAAGCGCCUCAGUGAUUACGCCCUUAUCUUCGGCAUGUUCGGCAUCGUGGUCAUGGUCACGGAGACUGAGCUGUCCUGGGGGGUCUACACCAAGGAGUCGUCCUAUUCGUUUGCACUGAAAUGCCUUAUCAGCCUCUCGACCCUCAUCCUCCUGGGGCUCAUCGUCAUGUACCACGCCAGGGAGAUCCAGCUCUUCAUGGUGGACAACGGUGCGGACGACUGGCGCAUCGCCAUGACCUACGAGCGCAUCUUCUUCAUCGCCCUGGAGCUGAUUGUCUGUGCCAUCCACCCCAUCCCUGGCCAGUACCUCUUCACCUGGACGGCACGUUUGGCUUUUACCUACGCUGCUUCGGUGGCUGAUGCCGACGUGGACAUCAUCCUGUCCAUCCCCAUGUUCCUGAGGCUCUACCUGAUCGGGCGCGUCAUGCUGCUGCACAGCAAACUCUUCACCGACGCCUCGUCCCGCAGCAUCGGGGCCCUCAACAAAAUCAACUUCAACACCCGUUUUGUCAUGAAGACCCUCAUGACCAUCUGCCCUGGCACUGUCCUCUUGGUUUUCAGCAUCUCCUCUUGGAUCAUCGCUGCCUGGACGGUCCGUGUGUGCGAGAGGUACCACGACAAGCAGGAGGUGACCAGCAACUUCUUGGGAGCCAUGUGGCUGAUCUCCAUCACCUUCCUCUCCAUUGGCUACGGGGACAUGGUGCCACACACCUACUGUGGGAAAGGCGUGUGUCUGCUCACCGGCAUCAUGGGUGCUGGCUGCACUGCUCUGGUCGUUGCUGUUGUUGCCAGAAAACUGGAGCUCACCAAAGCAGAGAAACACGUGCACAACUUCAUGAUGGAUACGCAGCUAACGAAGCGGGUGAAAAAUGCUGCUGCCAACGUACUCAGGGAAACGUGGCUUAUCUACAAACACACCAAGCUGGUGAAGAAGAUCGACCAUGCCAAAGUUCGGAAACACCAGCGUAAGUUCCUCCAAGCCAUCCAUCAGUUGAGGAGUGUGAAGAUGGAGCAGCGGAAGCUGAACGACCAGGCCAACACGCUGGUGGACCUGGCGAAGACCCAGAACAUCAUGUACGACAUGGUCUCGGAGCUGCAGGAGCGUCACGAGGAGCUGGAGAAGCGACUGGGAGCUCUGGAGAACAAACUGGAGGCACUGGGGCUGAGCCUGAGGGCACUGCCAGGGCUGGUCAGCCAAGCCCUGGGGCAACAGCAGCGAGAGCUCCUGGGGAGCUGGACCCCCCGGCUCUGCUCCGCCACGGCCCCUUGUACCCCCACCAGACCCCCCAGGUCUCCUUCCACUGUCCCCCCAAGCUCCUCGGACAGUGGCUGA
Messenger RNA from Colius striatus (speckled mousebird), 1704 nucleotides. RefSeq names its product potassium calcium-activated channel subfamily N member 1 (gene KCNN1). Gene Ontology annotation, molecular function: small conductance calcium-activated potassium channel activity; calmodulin binding. NCBI's taxonomy places the organism in Eukaryota, Metazoa, Chordata, Aves, Coliiformes, Coliidae. Gene Ontology annotation, biological process: potassium ion transmembrane transport. The record is from RefSeq and is a predicted model, not a curated record. The transcript is spliced from 9 exons. Gene Ontology annotation, cellular component: neuron projection; plasma membrane; neuronal cell body. The coding region runs from base 94 to 1704 and encodes 536 amino acids.